Molecule: messenger RNA, 1115 nt
Organism: Plectropomus leopardus (leopard coralgrouper)
Lineage: Eukaryota; Metazoa; Chordata; Actinopteri; Perciformes; Serranidae
Source: RefSeq, a predicted model, not a curated record
GCCACUCUACAAUGAGAUAAGGGAAGCCUGCAAGAGGAAUUAUCACCCAAGCCAGGAAAUUGCAAUAGAUGAACGAAUGGUUGCCUCAAAAGCGCGCACUGGUCUCAAACAGUACAUGAAAAACAAGCCGACUCGUUGGGGAUACAAGCUCUUUGUCCUUGCAGAAUCCAAGAGUGGAUACACCUGGGACUUUUUUGUGUAUGAAGGGAAGAUGCAGGGAAGCAGUGGCAAGGGGCUCAGUUAUGAGUCUGUGAUGGACCUCGUAGACACUCGGUUGCUGGGCACUGGCUACAAACUGUUUGUGGACAAUUUUUACACAAGUCCAGCCCUUUUUCGCGACCUCCUUCAAAUGAGGAUCUGGGCAUGUGGAACCAUCCGCCCACAUGUAAUUGGAUUUCCAAAGACCAAAUUAAACACUCUAGACUCAAAAUCCCUCCGCGGAAGCAUGCGCUGGAUCAGAAAAGACUCACUCCUGUUUGUCCAGUGGCGAGAUACGAGGGAUGUCUAUAUGUGUUCAUCACUCCACACGGCCCAUGCAGGUGAUACAGUCUGCAGGAGGGUCAAGGGUGCAGAUGGGCAGUGGGCAGUGAAGGAAAUCUGUGUUCCUCCAGCUGUAAAGGAUUACAACAGAUGCAUGGGAGGAGUGGACCUCUCUGAUGCUUUGAUUGGGUACUACACAGUGCUACACAAGACGCAGAGAUGGUACAAGACAUUCUUCUACCACUUCAUGGACAUUGCCAUUGUGAACGCCUACCUGCUUCAUAAAGCAAUUGCUUUGGUCAAGGGAGAAACACCAAUGAAUCAGAAGGCGUUCAGAGAGACCCUUGUGGAGGAGUUGGCUGAGGCGGGGUCCCCGUCCACACCUGUACCACCUCCUGCUCCGCGUAGACGAAGCCACUUACCGGUCUAUAUCAGCGGGCACAGCACUGAGGGUCGUCUGAGGUGCAAGCACUGUCAAAUGAAGACACCAACAAAGUGCCGCACCUGUGAUGUGCCGCUGUGCUUUGUACUGAAACGAAACUGUUACACAGACUGGCAUGACCAAAAUAACUUGUAGGGAUUCCUCGUGUGUAUAUUUAUAUAUACUGUAUUUACAUAUAUAUAUCCCUUCUUUU